Messenger RNA from Mangifera indica (mango), 1880 nucleotides. Its product is annotated as histidinol-phosphate aminotransferase, chloroplastic-like. The record is from RefSeq and is a predicted model, not a curated record. Gene Ontology annotation, molecular function: pyridoxal phosphate binding; L-histidinol-phosphate:2-oxoglutarate transaminase activity. Gene Ontology annotation, biological process: L-histidine biosynthetic process. The transcript has 11 exons. The coding region runs from base 307 to 1575 and encodes 422 amino acids. Lineage: Eukaryota; Viridiplantae; Streptophyta; Magnoliopsida; Sapindales; Anacardiaceae.
CAUAAAUACAAAUUUCAAAGUUAAGGGUGGAAAAUUUGUUUCAUUUCGGCCGAUUAAAACCUACUAAUUUUGAAGCAAGCUCAGCUUGUUGGCGUGCGCAAGUCCACCGAGGAAAACCAAAGGUGCCGCCGCCUCUCACUUUGUUCAUUGCUCCCGACUGCUCCCGCCUUCUUGCCGCUGCUGUUCGCCCACCUUUUUCCCGCCUUGUCGGUAGGCUGUGGCUAUACUCCAUUUUCGUCGGUUUGCAGGAUUAUCCUGCUUAGUUCUGGCUGUAUCCAUAUUCAUAGCUUCAUUCUCUUAAUUAAGAUGUUCAUGGGUGUAAUUGAUACCUCAUCUCUUUGUUCACUAAAGUGCAACACCAAUUUUUACCAAUUUGUGGUACCAAACAGACCCUUUGUAUCGUUUGAGGGAAACAGGAGAAGGGUCAUCACCAUCGCCUCCACUAUGCCUUUAGACCAACAGGUGAAACAGGGUCAACAGAGUCUGACUGGUGACUCAUUUAUUCGACGACAUUUGAGGAAAUUAUCACCUUAUGAGCCAAUUUUGCCUUUUGAGGUUUUGUCAACCCAACUUGGAAGAAAACCUGAGGAUAUUGUCAAAAUAGAUGCAAAUGAAAACCCCUAUGGUCCACCUCCAGAGGUUCAUCAAGCAUUGGGACAAUUGAAAUUCCCAUAUAUCUAUCCUGAUCCUGAAAGCCGUCGACUGCGUGAUGCCCUUUCUAAAGAUUCAGGACUUGAAUCCAAUCAUAUUCUUGUUGGCUGUGGUGCAGAUGAACUCAUUGAUUUGAUUAUGCGAUGCGUGCUAGAUCCUGAUGACAAGAUUUUGGACUGUCCUCCAACCUUUACAAUGUAUGAAUUUGAUGCUGCUGUUAAUGGUGCACAUGUUAUCAAAGUUCCAAGGAAGUCAGAUUUCAGUUUGAAUGUAGAACUCAUUGCUGAUACUGUUGAGCAGGAGAAACCCAAAUGCAUAUUUUUAACUUCCCCGAAUAAUCCAGAUGGAAGUCUCAUCAAUGAUGAAGAUCUUCUCAAGAUCCUUGAGAUGCCCAUAUUAGUGGUAUUGGAUGAAGCAUACAUUGAGUUUUCAGGUCUUGAAUCCAAGAUGCAGUGGGUGAAGAAGCAUGAUAACUUAAUUGUCCUUCGUACAUUCAGCAAAAGAGCUGGUUUAGCUGGACUUCGUGUAGGAUAUGGAGCAUUUCCUCUGAGCAUAAUUGAGUAUCUCUGGCGAGCAAAGCAACCUUAUAAUGUUUCUGUUGCUGCUGAAGUUGCUGCAUGCGCAGCUUUGCAGAACCCUACUUAUCUGGAGAAUGUGAAAGAGAUGCUGAUACAAGAAAGGGAGAGGCUCUUUAAACUUCUGAAGGAAAUACCAUUUCUCAGUCCUUUUCCAAGCUAUUCAAAUUUUAUUCUUUGUGGGGUUACUUCUGGAAAGGAUGCUAAGAAACUAAAGGAGGAUCUUGCAAAAAUGGGCAUCAUGAUCCGUCAUUACAACAAAAAGGAAUUGAAUGGUUAUGUGCGUGUGUCUGUUGGGAAGCCUGAACACACAGAUGCUUUGAUGAGGGGCCUCAAAAGCCUUUAUUGAUUCUUAAUGAUAAAGCCAGGACAGAGAGUUGAGAAGAAUCAUAGUUCAUGUUCCGUGCGUAGUAGCUGCAUGAAGUUAUCUCUGAUUAUUUAUUGAUAGAAAGAUUUUGUCCACUGCACUGCAGGGAGAACCACAGUAUUCACUGGCAAUGUUGCUGGUCUGGCUCAGCGACUCGCUUUUUUUACAUUUUUUAUUAAAGUAAAAUGCUGACUGAAUUAUUUGGUAUAGAUUCUUAAACUGAGGUUCUGUGCUACUUUAUAAUAGAUUCUGCCUUAAUAUUACUGUAGCAAUUUCCUUUUUUUUAA